GUCGAUAAAUUUAAACAUGUAAUACGCGCAAAGCAAAAGUGAAACAGAAUUUCCAGUUACUUAUUCGAUAUUGAAUAAGGAACGAGGAACGAGGAAUAAGUAACCAACUUCACAGAGCCGCGACAGAGAAUUAUUUAUGUACGACUGGUAUUUGUUGACCCCUCCGCAUGACGAGUUAACCACGCCCCCCGUCACACGCGAUGCAAGGUGAUGGGUAACGAUCUCGAUGGAAAUAGAAUGGCAGCAAACUGCGAUAGUAUGCAACAUUGAACCGAGUCCAGUGGAACUACAGGUAUUAUGGAUAGACCUUCAAAGACAAAGGGGACACCAGCUCAGGUACCAGAGGAACGGCAAAGGAGAGAUCCCUGUGCGGAAGAAGUACAAAACAACCAACCGAUGUCGGCGACGCAGAGCCAGCCAAACUCAUCAGUACAGCCCCAAGCAGGGCCACAGUUACCAGUUCAGCCCCAAGCAGGGCUACACUCACCAGUACAGCCCCAAACAGGACCACAGUCACCAGUACAGUUCCAAGCAGGGCCACAGUCACCAGUACAUCUCCAAGCAGGGCCACAGUUACCAGUGCAGCCCCAAGCUGGACCACAGUCACCAGUACAGCCACCAACAGGACCACAGUCACCAGUACAGCUCCAAGCCGGACCACAGUCACCAGUAUGGCCCCAAACCAGACCACAGUCACCAGUACAGCCCCAAACUGGGCCACAGUCACCAGUACAGCCCCAAGCAUGGCCACAGUUACCAAUACAGCGCCAAUCAGGGCCACAGUCACCAGUACAGCUCCAAGGAAGGCUUCAGUCACCAGUACAGCCUAAGGCAGGACCACAGUCACCAGUACAACCCCAGGCAGGGUCACAGUCACCAGUACAGCCCCAAACUGGACUACUGUCACCAGUACAGCCCCAGUCAAUAGUUGUGGACCUUGAGAAGAACCAACAGCCAUCUUCAGGUGAAAGACUUUCUAAUCAUACUCAUCAUAUACCUAUCACAGGUUAUGUUCAGGGCAUAUGGCAUCACGGGAACAAGGGGCCAAAAAAUAUAUCCAAAUCGGAGUUUCAGGGGGUCUAACUUAAUUAUUGAUAGAGCUUAGCUGAAUGUGGGUGCUGUCGGGUUUCUUUCUGUAGUGUGUGUAUUAGUGAUUAAUAUGUGGAUUUUUUAAAAUCAAUUAACUCGAAAGUUAUCGAUGUAAAAGUAUUUA
Molecule: messenger RNA, 1213 nt
Organism: Gigantopelta aegis
Lineage: Eukaryota; Metazoa; Mollusca; Gastropoda; Neomphalida; Peltospiridae
Product: putative cyclin-dependent serine/threonine-protein kinase DDB_G0272797/DDB_G0274007
Exons: 3
Coding region: 227-928 (233 amino acids)
Source: RefSeq, a predicted model, not a curated record